Diabrotica balteata is the source of this 677-nucleotide messenger RNA. The record is from the annotation of a GenBank genome assembly. NCBI's taxonomy places the organism in Eukaryota, Metazoa, Arthropoda, Insecta, Coleoptera, Chrysomelidae.
AUGGCUACCGGAUCAAAAAAGCAUAUUAUGGUAGAAACAAAAAAUUUGUCAAAAGAUCCUCCUCCCGGCAUUAGUGCAACACCUGAUGAAUCAAACUGCAGAUAUUUCCAUGUAGUGAUGGCAGGCUCUGUUGAAUCACCUUACGAAGGUGAGUUAUUUAAGUUGGAAUUAUUUUUACCGAAGAACUAUCCAAUGUCUCCUACAAAUGUGAGAUUUUUGACAAAAAUCUUUGACCCUAAUAUAGAUAAGUUAGAAAGAAUAUGUUUAGAUAUUUUAAAAGACCAGUGGUCGCCAGCUGUUCCAGUUAGAACAGUUCUCUUAUCUAUUCAAGCAUUACUAAGCAGCCCAAACCCUGAUGAUCCUCUUGCAAAUGAUGUUGUUAAUAUGUGGAAAAAUAAUUUAAUAUCAGUCGUGCCUAUAUGAACAGUUUUCUUAUCUGUUCAAGCAUUGCUAAGCAUCCCAAACCCUGACGAUCCUCUUGCAAAUGAUAUUAAAUUAAUUUACCAUUUUACAGUCCAGUUCCCCAGUUCCAAAUCUGAUAUGAAUCUCCUCCCCUCCUCAUUCCUUCAGCCCUUGUCAGGGCGUGAUGACACUCUAAAUUUUGUUGACAGUCUUCAUUUGGUCUGCUCAUGGUGUUGCAGAUAGUAACUUAUAACUUAAGUAGAAAAGGCCCUAUA